AUGACCAAGACCACGGCCCAAAUCAAGGUACAAAGUAUCCGUACACGCGCAACGCUGGGCCGGGUUACGGACGGGAGCACGAUGCAGGAUUGGAUCCGCCGGUCCUUGACGGCGGCGACGAACAAGAACGACAACAACCGAGCCGCGAACCAUUGUGUAAUAGGCCGACCUUCAUUUGGGAGUGUCUCACGAAGCCCGUUGACUGGCCAGAACAGCUCGGUUCAAAACUUCAGGGCCCCUCCCACCUCGCAACCCAGUACCGCUGCACACCAGAAGCGAUCCCAUUUCAGCCAGUGGUUGUAG
Molecule: messenger RNA, 303 nt
Organism: Colletotrichum abscissum
Lineage: Eukaryota; Fungi; Ascomycota; Sordariomycetes; Glomerellales; Glomerellaceae
Exons: 1
Coding region: 1-303 (100 amino acids)
Source: RefSeq, a predicted model, not a curated record